This is a messenger RNA of Conger conger (European conger), 4955 nucleotides long. Its product is annotated as growth hormone receptor-like. Gene Ontology annotation, biological process: cytokine-mediated signaling pathway. The coding region runs from base 321 to 1838 and encodes 505 amino acids. The transcript has 9 exons. NCBI's taxonomy places the organism in Eukaryota, Metazoa, Chordata, Actinopteri, Anguilliformes, Congridae. The record is from RefSeq and is a predicted model, not a curated record. Gene Ontology annotation, cellular component: external side of plasma membrane. Gene Ontology annotation, molecular function: cytokine receptor activity; protein binding.
GACGACGUGCUGAACGCGCUGAGACUUGCUUCAUUACUGGAGUGAGGAAAACAAGUCUAAUGUACGUUUCAUGGAGCGCCAGACAUUCGCAUAUUUACUGGGAAAAUCGAGAAGGCCGAAGAUUUCUUGAAAAAUGUAGCGUAUUUCAUGAAGAUGUUUCCAAAUUAAGCUUAUUUUCCAUGAGUACCGUCCUCAAGAUUUUACUGUUGGUGUGUAGUUAGCUCUGUGCUAGGGUGUUGGCAGUUCUACGGAUAGUGUGUGAACUUGUCCGCAAGUUCAGCAUUUCACAACUUCGUGAUUGAUCAGGGGCCAGCGUUACCAUGGCUAUCACCCUUCACUUGGUCCUUGCUUUGCUGACAGGGGUCGGUUCGCUGGCCUCAACUGCUCCACCCACCGCAUCAAAAGCACACCCCAGAAGCCCCCACUUCACCAGCUGUCUUUCCCGGGAGAUGGAGACGUUCCGCUGUUCGUGGAGUGCCGGAAGUUUCCAGAACCUCUCGGAGCCGGGAGCACUGAGGGUGUUCUUCCUGAAGAACAGUGUAUCCCCCAAGGUGUGGCAAGAGUGCCCGCAGUACAGCUGGUCUGAGCUGGGUGAGUGCUUCUUCAACAAGACGCACACCUCCAUCUGGACCACGUACUGCCUGCACCUCGUCUCCAGGGACCGAGGCGUCACGUACGACAACACGUGCUUCAGCGUGGAGAACAUAGUGCGCCCGGACCCCCCCGCGGGUCUGAACUGGACGUUGCUGAACGUGAGCCAGACGGCGCUGCACUUCGACGCCCUGCUGCGCUGGCGGCCGCCGCCCUCGGCCGACGUGGAGAAGGGCUGGAUGAGCCUCGUGUACGAGGUGCAGUACCGCGAGGAGAGCGCCCCCCACUGGCGCACCCUGUCCUGGGAGAAGAGCCCGUAUCAGUCCCUGUACGGCCUCCGUGUGGACACUCAGUAUCAGGCCCGCGUCCGCUGCAAGAUGCUGGCGUUCGUCAACGCCGGGGAGUUCAGCGAGCCCGUCCUCAUCUCCGUCCCAAAGGUACCCUCUGAAGAGUCCAGAUUUCCUGCUGUGGCCCUCCUUAUUUUUGGAACUGUGGGGGUUGGAGUCCUAUUCCUGCUUAUCAUCUACUCUCAGCAGCAGAGGCUGAUGGUGAUUUUCCUGCCCCGUGUACCCGGCCCCAAAAUCAAAGGCAUUGACCCAGAGCUGCUGAAGAAGGGAAACGUUGAGCAGCUGAACUCCAUGCUGAACAGCCAGCUCUCGUACAAACCGGGCGUGCCCGUGGAAGACCCCUGGGUGGAGCACAUCGCGCUGGACUUCAGCGAAUCGGGAGAGGGACCCUGGGACACACAGAGCCUUCUGCAGGCAGCCCCGCCCACUGCCUACGACCCUCCAAUCAGGGACGACGAUUCGGGGCGGGCCAGCUGCUGCGAGCCAGAUCUGUCUGACCCCCCAGAAAGCACCGUGCUCCCCGCCCCCCCCCUCGACCCCUCCUUCUACACCCAGGUUGGGGAGGUGACACAGGGGGGUGUGGUGGUCCUGGCAUCUGGCCCAGAGGAGGAGGAGGAAGAGGGUGUGGGGAAGAAGAGUACGCUCCCCCUGGUGGUCAGCAUGGGUGGGUACACCUCAGAGGAAGACGCCCGGCAUCUCAGCCCCGCCCCCUCCCCCACCCUGAACUACACCCUGGUGAUGGACGUCAGCGAUCCGCACAAACUCCUCCUCAAUCUCACACCCCUCCCCAAGCCCCUCCCCCUCGCAUCCACAGUCCAAUCAGGCACUGCCCCUGCUAAGCCCCUCCCCCUGCCCACUGCCUACCUAUCGCCUGAGCUGCUGCCCAGCGUCGUGCCGUGAUUGGCCCAGGGGGUAUGGAGCACACAGGAGGUUUGUUACUGUGCGGAGUGUGUGUUAAAUCUCAAAAUGGACACCGCCACCUUCAAUGGGGGAUAAUGAACAGCAGUGUUACUGACUAUGAGGACGAUUCAAUUACAUUAAAUAUUGCAUUUCUGAAAAUACACACAAUGUUUACAGAGAAUGCCGCAUAGUAUUCACCCCGCGACACCCCAGGCCCAGUAAGAUGACACUACACACUAACACCAAUGUCAUAACACUACACACUAACACUAAUGUGAUAACACUGCACACUAACACUAAUGUGAUAACACUACACACUAACACUAAUGUGAUAACACUACACACUAACACUAAUGUGAUAACACGACACACUAACACCAAUGUCAUAACACUACACCCUAACACCAAUGUCAUAACACUACACACUAACACUAAUGUGAUAACACUGCACACUAACACUAAUGUGAUAACACUGCACACUAACACUAAUGUGAUAACACUACACACUAACACUAAUGUGAUAACACUACACACUAACACUAAUGUCAUAACAUGACACACUAACACCAAUGUCAUAACACUACACCCUAACACCAAUGUGAUAACACUACACACUAACACUCAUGUGGUAACACUACAGCACUGGGCUAGACCACUCAGUCGCACCUCAUCCUGAGUUCCUCAUGCUGCUACGAUCAUGUCCGCUAAGCCACUAGCAGCAUAACUACGCUCAAUGUGUCAGUAGCGAGCUUUUUACUGACUAAUGUGAAUCAGGACUCUGGCUCAUAAUAGUACGAUUCACCAAUGUGAACUGUGAUAUUGGCUUAUAACACUAAUCAGUUUAUUCAGUGAAACCUAGGAACACUGCCUCUUAGCAGCAGCUAGCGUAUUCAGUGGUGUAUCUGGGCAUAUUAAGCAUAUAACGUAAGUGAAGAGCAGAUCUUGUUCCCCUGGCCUUUUUUUAAAGGGAGCCAAGGGCAGCUAGUCUUGGGCUGUGUGCGGCGGGUGGAAUGGUGGUUACAUCACAGCCAUGUGAGACUUUUUAAGAACAGGACGUGCAUCUGUGGCUGUUGAGUGUCCCCAUGGGUGUUAGGGUGUAGUGUUCCUGCCCUAAGUAACCUCUCACACAGUCAUGCAUACGUGUGAAUACAUAAAUAUUCGUAGAGGAAGGGAACAGGGUCCAAAGGUCACUAGAGUUUCGGGAAACUGCAAGUGGAUGUUGUUCUUUGAUCUAAAUUACCAUAACUGCACUCACUGAGCACUUUAUUAGCAACACAUAUGCAUGUACUUAUUCAUGCGGUUAUCUAAUCAACCAUUUGUGUGGCAGCAGUGCAAUGCAUAAAAUCAUGCAGAUACGGGUCAGGAGUUUGAGUUAAUGUUCACAUCAACCAUCAGAAUUGGUAAAAAAUUUGAUCUAAGUGACUUUGACCGUGGAAUGAUUGUUGUUGCCAGACAGGGUGGUUUGAGUAUAUCAGAAAUUGCUGAUCUUCUGGGAUUUUCACGCGCAACCAUCUUCAGAGUUGCAGAGAAUGGCGGGAAAACAAAAAACAUCCAGUGAGCAUCAUUGAAGGGCCAGACUGGUGGAAGCUGACAGGAACAUGAUAGUAACACACAUUCAACAGUAGUAUGCAGGAGAGUAUCUCUGAACACACAACAUGUCAAACCUCUAAGUGGAUAGUCUGCAUGAAUAAAUACCUAAUAAAGUGUUCAGUGAGUGUACUUUGGAAAUGCCACACACAUAUUUGAUCUUGAGGAUAAAGCUUUCAUGUAUGUGCUGAACUUAUAUGUAGGUGCUCACAGCAUUUCCAUCUGCCCCUGAGGACGCUCUGAUGUGCUCUAGAGUCUAGUAAUGGUGCAUUUACCACCUGAGAAAUGUGUGGUUCUGCGCAACCAUGCCAAAACUUAAUUUUACUUCUAUGGACCUGGAAGUGUGUAAAACGAAAAAUAUAAUUGACUUAAUUCCGCAUAUUAGGGAGGCUGUUACAGAAGCAGCUAGUGUGGAAGAUGGAAAUGAAACGGCGUGUAAAAUGGAAGCCGGCUUGUAAAAUGGACGCUGCUGGAUUGUAGGGAAACCUCUGUUGCCUUGUCAGUGUCUCCUCACUGAUGCCAUGUUUCGAAUACUGUGAGAAACUCUCCCCCUCAUUGCAUUACAUUACAUUGCAUGUUAUUUUGCUGAUGCUUUUGUCCAAAGCAACUGACAAUUGAUUAGACUAAGCAGGGGACAAUCCCCCAGGAGCAAUGUGGGGUUAAGGGCCUUGCUCAAGGGCCCAACAGCUGUGUGGAUCUUAUUGUGACUAAACUGGGGACUGAACCACCAACCUUGUGGGUCCCAAUCAUGCAACUUAACCACUAGGCUAUAGGCUGCCCUCAAGCUGUUCUUUCACUCACGGCCCAAAUGGCACGUCCUUCUGUCUACCGCUUUUCAUGGUCGACUGUUUUCAGUUUCCUUUUGUCGUUUCUGCUUACGGGUUUACGAGCAUACAUUUUUAUUGCUGACACAUGUCUACGUGAGGUGCAGGAAACUUGUACAGUUGAGUAGUUGUGUAGUGCCCAGCAUUAAAGUAUCACAAUAAAUAAUGUGCCAACCCCCACCAGCACGCACAAAGGUUAUUGGGUGAAUUAUUGUGGGUAGUAGUAAAAAUAUAUUUUUUGGUGACAAAUGUAAUGCUAAUUAUUGUAAAAUGAUCUCCUGGUUGCUGAUAAAGCUUUUACAUACACCUUCAUACCAACUCUUUAUGUGGACUAUUGUUACACUAUAAUAAACAAUAUAAUGCCUGCUGUUUACACAGGGAUAAAUGUGAAAUAAAAUGUCUUCUCGUUUCAGCUGUUAAUAAGAAGGGAAAAACCUGCAACGGCUUCUAUUUUUUACGAUUUUAGAUUCAGUGUGGUGGUAUUCAUACUAAGAUGUCUUAAAAUGUAUUGCAUUGAUGAUACAUUAUGUGAUGUGGAGCAUAUGUGAAACACCAUGUCUGGCUUUGCGCCUUAUUUACAGAACUCAGUGCUGCUCAUUACUAUGCUUUCAAUCGGUUUACAUUUAUACCUGGAAUUGUAUGUAUAAAAAUAAAAAAAAUUGUAAUUACAAUUUUAUUUUGUUUUAAAUAAAUACAAAUAGUUGUA